GCAGGAAAAGUUUUUACCUGACGGUAUUGUUUUCUCUCUCUUUGAGAGUCCCUGUCGGCGGUGGGUGUGCAGCAGAGCAGAGGCGGGCAGACUGCUGGUGCACAGGCCGGGCCCAGUGCUGCAGGUUGUCCGGUAGGGUGUCUGAGUCUGUGCCUGCAGAGCCUUAAACAAGCACGCUGUUGAUGUCAGGAGCAAGAGGAGGGGGAACUGGCUGAAAACUGACGGUCAUCUCCUGCAGGGAAACAAACCAGCACCGCAAGUCAUUCUCCUGUAACCGAAGGUUUCAACUGUCACCGGAUCAGACGCGUUCACAGGCGCCGCUCGCGUUUUUUGUAGGAGGGGGUGGGGGCGAUUAUUUAAUGGGACAACGAAAACGCAAAAAACGCAAGGUAGGCUCCGCUCCUGUCGCCAGCACUGCUACUUCAUUUACAUAGAGCAACGACACACGGGGGGGUUGAGAAAUGUUUACUAGCCAGAUAAACUCCGUGUCGACGAAGGCAGCGUUCGGUUUCUAGCACUAACUGGACGUGGACGGGGAUAUUUUUUGUAGGUGUUUGAACGCUAACAUUUUGUUGUAGGUCAGGCUUCACCUCUCUCUCCUUCAUGCCUCAACCGAGCAAACCACAUGAGAAGUCGACGUCCGGAGUAGACUAAACCGCAAACAAAGCCCCCGCGAACCGCGUUUUUUCUGUCGCUUUCACCUGAACCGACAAAGAGAAAAUGCGUGUGGGACUGUUUUGGAUAUGUUUGUGGUGCUUCCUUCGUCCUGGUGCCGCCGGUCAAGGGCAGUCGACGGCCGUUUGUUCCCCCGCAUGCAGCUGCGAUGAAGAUGGAGGUGCAGACUGCUCCGGCAGAGGACUGACCACCGUCCCGCCCGGACUCAGUGCUUUCACCUACUAUCUUGACCUGAGCAUGAACAACAUCACGGAGCUUCCAGCCUAUGUAUUCAAGAACUUCCCCUAUCUCGAGGAACUCCGCCUUGCGGGGAAUGACCUGUCAUUCAUCCACCCUGAAGCACUGUCUGGCCUGCAUCAGCUCAAAGUCCUGAUGCUGCAGAAUAAUCAGCUGAAGACGGUGCCUGCUGCAGCCUUGAAGAGCCUCCAUUCUCUCCAGUCACUGCGUCUGGACGCAAACCACAUAACCACGGUCCCAGACGACAGCUUCGAAGGCCUGCAGCAGCUGCGCCACCUCUGGCUGGACGACAACAACCUGACGACGGUCCCCAUCGGCUCCCUGAGGCACCAGGCCAACCUGCAGGCUCUGACGCUGGCGCUCAACCGCAUCUCGCACAUACCAGACAACGCCUUCGCAAACCUGACCAGUCUAGUUGUGCUGCAUCUUCAUAACAACAGAAUUAAAGCGAUAGGCGACAGCUGCUUUGCUGGACUCCUGAACCUGGAGACACUAGAUCUGAACUUCAACAACCUGAUGGUUUUUCCCAAAGCGAUCGAGGCUCUGCCCAAACUGAAGGAACUUGGCUUUCACAGCAACAAUAUUGCCUCCAUACCUGAAGGGGCCUUCCAUAACAACCCCCUGCUGCGAACCAUACAUCUCUAUGACAACCCUCUGGCCUUCGUGGGCGCCUCGGCAUUCCAGAAUCUGUCUGACCUGCACUCCCUAAUGCUGCGUGGGGCCAGUAUGAUGCAGGACUUCCCCAUCCUUACGUGGACUAACAACCUGGAGAGUCUGACCUUGUCCGGAACCAAGAUAUCGUCCAUCCCUGCAAAUCUUUGUGAGAAUCUCAAGUUGCUGCGGACGCUAGACCUGUCCUACAACGAGAUCAACGAGCUCCCGUCUCUUCAAGGCUGCGUCCACCUGCAGGAGAUAAGCUUUCAGCACAACUACAUCGGUCAGAUCGAGAGAGACACCUUCCAGGGUCUCUCCGCUCUGCGUUUACUAGACCUGAGUAGAAAUGAAAUCCGAGUCAUCCACUCAGACGCUUUCCGGUCCCUCACUGGACUCACCAACCUAGAUCUCAGUGUGAACUCUCUCGCCGUGAUUCCGACGACCGGACUGAGCGCCCUCGGUCAGCUGAAACUCUCGGGAAACCCGCAGAUGAAGAACGUGCUGAGUGCCAAAAAUCUACCCAAACUCAGGUCCAUCUCGGUCCCGUACGCCUACCAGUGCUGCGCGUUUGUCGGAUGUGACUCACUGACGAGCUCCUCCGAGGAAAGUGACGUGAAGAAAUCUUCAGCAAAGGAGGACGUGGAGCGCGUGCCUAUGAUCAUGCACUGCUCUCCCUCGCCCGGAGCUUUCAAGCCCUGCGAGCACCUCCUGGGGAACUGGAUGAUCCGCCUGACUGUCUGGUUCAUCUGCCUGGUGUCGCUGGUCUUUAACGGGCUGGUGCUGGCGGCCACCUUCUCCCCCGCGUACAGAGCUGCAGGUCUCCCCCGCUCCCUGUCCGUGCCUCUGCCUCCGGCCCGGCUGCUGAUGGGGCUGCUGGCCCUCGCCAACCUGCUCACGGGCGUGUACGUCGGCGUGCUGACGGUGCUGGACGUCGCCACCUGGGGCUCCUUUGCCGAGUUUGGCGUGUGGUGGGAGAUGGGGCCCGGCUGUCAGAUCACGGGAGCCCUGGCCGUGUUCUCGUCGGAGUGGGCCGUGCUGUUGCUGUCGCUGGCGGCGGUGGAGCGCAGCGUGGCCGUGCGGACGAUUCUCGGGAAGGUCAUGAUGUCGCCAAGGAGGAGCGGCAGCGGGCGUCGAGGUUGUUUCAGAGGAGACCGGCGCUUCGGCCUGGCCGCGGGGCUCCUGGGGCUGCUGGCCGCCGCCGCCGCGUGCCUGCCUCUCCUGAGCACCAGCGAGCAGUCGGCGUCUCCUCUGUGUCUGCCCUUCGCCGGCGGCGACAGCCCAGCUCUGAGCGUCACCGUGUUUCUGGUGCUGCUCAACGCGCUGGCGUACCUGUUCACCGCGGCCGUGUACACGCAGAUGUACUGUCACCUGGGGAGGGUGGAGCUCGCUGACCCAGAGCAGACGGGUGCCCUGCGACACGUAGCCUGGCUCAUCUUCACCAACUGCAUCUUCUUCUGCCCGGUAGCGGCUUUCUCCUUCGCCCCCCUCCUCACCGGCUCCACGGCCGGCGGCCCGGAGAUCGCCAAGUCCGUCACCCUCAUAUUCUUCCCGCUGCCUGCGUGCCUGAACCCUGUGCUGUACGUGUUCUUCAGCCCGGCCUUCAGGGAGGACUGGCUGAGGCUACGCGGGCGCGGGGGUCUGAGCAGGGAGGUGAAGGCCGGCGCCGACGGCCACGGAGACGACGGCGGCGCCGGGUCGGAGCUCACAGACGGAGGCUCCUCCACUCACCUGGGCUGCGACUGUGGCGUGUACUCGCAGCUCUGUGGAGAGACGGUCGCGUGCGAGCAGUGCGACGCAGCGCUGCAUGCCAGGACCUGCUCUUCCGCCUCGUCCUCGGCAGUCUGCAGACACUUAGUGAAGUCUCACAGCUGUCCCACCCUCCUGGCGGGAGCGGCCGUGUGCCAGCACGCCGGCGGGUUCUGGGCCGACAGCGGCACGCCCUCCGCUCAGUCCGAGUACGCCGACGAGGGGGACUCGUUUGUGUCGGACAGCUCGGACCAGGUCCAGGCCUGCGGCAGGGCCUGCUUCUGUCAGACCAGAGGCCUUCCCCUCGUACACUACUCAUACAACAUACCUCGAGUCAAGGACUAAAGGCGCCUCACGUCUCAUCUGCCGCGUGAACACGGACGCUACGGAAAAA
This is a messenger RNA of Solea senegalensis (Senegalese sole), 3706 nucleotides long. RefSeq names its product leucine-rich repeat containing G protein-coupled receptor 4 (gene lgr4). Gene Ontology annotation, molecular function: G protein-coupled receptor activity; protein binding. The record is from RefSeq and is a predicted model, not a curated record. The transcript has 18 exons. Gene Ontology annotation, cellular component: membrane. Lineage: Eukaryota; Metazoa; Chordata; Actinopteri; Pleuronectiformes; Soleidae. The coding region runs from base 721 to 3657 and encodes 978 amino acids. Gene Ontology annotation, biological process: G protein-coupled receptor signaling pathway.